AUGCAAGGUUCAAUUCAUGGACUUCAAGAAUACAAGAAUUUCCAUUAUUAUUUUACAUUUUCAACUGUUAUAGCUGCAAUUCCGUUGUCUUAUAUGCCACCAACUAUUUUUGUUAUGUUUAAAAUUGUUCUAACAUAUUGGAAAUCGAAGAACGUUUCCAUGGAUCGACACAUUUUUACUUUUAUUUCAAUAAACUUUUUCUGUAGCCUCUCAUUUUUCUUUUCUGAUUACUUCCGAAUCACUCUUCCUGCUACUGGAAUCUUCACUUCAUGGUGUGCCUCAGUUCGUCCAAAUCAUUUUUUCAAACUAAUUUUCAUAUCGACCUAUAUUUUCAACUACUGUAUUCUGAUGCUUCCAUUCUACAUAUCACUCAUAAGAGUUGUUAUUCUAUUGCGUCCUAGAGAUUAUGAUAUUAUUUGCCCCAAACUUAUGUUUAUACUGAUUCCUUUGCUUAUAAUCAUACCGUUAGGAUGUACAGCAUUUCUGAUUCCUGCAGUGGGUUACUGUAGAAUAUUAAAUUAUCCUCUGAAGUUUGGAGCGAUAGCUAUAUAUUACUCAGGAGGGUGGCCUGGGUGGAGAAACUCUUACAUUCACUUAAUGAUGUCGAUUAUAAUGUGUUUUCUAACACUUUUAUGUACAGCUCUAAUGUUUUUCAAAUUAAGGGCAACAUCAUUGAAUAGCAAUAUAUCCAUGAAAACGAAGAAAAGCUCGUCAAAAGCUGAACGGUCUCUUACUAUAACAAUAAUCGCUGCAAUGAUUCCAUUUUCCAACAAUACGGCUUGGGCGAUUGUCUAUCUCAGUUUUCCAAAAUAUGGAGACUAUUUCACAUUUACUCGACCAAUUGGAAAUGAUAUUGAGACCUGUGUCACGCCAUGGAUUUUAUAUUUAACUCAUCCGAUGUUCAUGUCGGAAAAGAAAAACGCAAACUCCACGUCUACAAUUUCUGUGAUAAACGCACAGACACAGAUUUGA
Caenorhabditis elegans is the source of this 972-nucleotide messenger RNA. RefSeq names its product Serpentine Receptor, class U (gene sru-35). NCBI's taxonomy places the organism in Eukaryota, Metazoa, Nematoda, Chromadorea, Rhabditida, Rhabditidae. The transcript is spliced from 6 exons. The record is from RefSeq and is marked reviewed. Bases 1 to 972 code for a protein of 323 amino acids.